Molecule: messenger RNA, 1351 nt
Organism: Peromyscus maniculatus bairdii (prairie deer mouse)
Lineage: Eukaryota; Metazoa; Chordata; Mammalia; Rodentia; Cricetidae
Gene: Wdr53
Product: WD repeat domain 53
Molecular function (GO): protein binding
Source: RefSeq, a predicted model, not a curated record
UCUACUCUCUAGUGUUUUUCUUUUUCUCUUUUUCAACUAAUGGCCUUCAGUCGGCUGUCCUUGGCCUCUCUUCCUACGGAGUUUCCUGUUUCAUUUGCUUCCUGCUCAAUCGACAGCUUGCGUAUGACACUUCCCCUUUUUUGCUAGGUAAUUAGUUCCUGCACCUUUACUUCGAUUGGACCCAUUUUCUUUACCUUUGGGCAGUUGAGGACCUCUUGUCUUGGUCAGAGUUUCACAGGCCAUCAUGGCAGUCAAAUGGACUGGUGGACAUUCUUCUUCUAUCCUCUGCCUGAAUGCAAGUAAAGAUGGGCUGGUGGCUUCAGGAGCAGAGGGUGGAGAUCUUGUGGCUUGGGGUGAAGAUGGGACUCCAUUAGGCCACGUGCGGUUGGAAGGGGCCAAUGACGUCACCAGCAUCUUGUUUUCUCACUCCUGCCCCACCACGCUCUAUGCCUCCCACGGAGAAAUCAUCAGUGUACUAGAUGUCAGGUCUCUUAAAGGGUUGGUGGACCAUUUUCAUGUGAAUGAGGAAGAAAUCAAUUGUCUUUCACUAAAUGAACCGGAAAGCCUGUUGGCUUCUGCCGAUGACUCUGGGGCGAUCAAAAUCCUGGACUUGGAAAAGAAGAAAGUUACCAGAUCCCUGAAGAGACAUUCUAACAUCUGUUCCGCUGUGGCUUUCCGACCUCAGAGGCCUCAGAGUCUGGUGUCGUGCGGCCUGGAUAUGCAGGUGAUGCUGUGGAGUCUUCAAAAAGCCCGUCCCGUCUGGAUUACGAAUUUACAAGAGGAUGAAACAGAGGAGAUGGAAGGCCCCCAGUCCCCCGGCCGGCUCCUAAACCCCGCACUAGCCCACUCUGUCUCUGUAGCAACAUGUGGCAAUGUUUUCAGCUGUGGUGCAGAGGAUGGUAAGGUGCGCAUCUUCAGGGUGAUGGGAGUCAAAUGUGAUCGAGAAUUGGGAUUUAAGGGUCACACUUUGGGGGUAUCCCAGGUCUGCUUUGUGCCCGAGUCCUAUCUGCUGCUUACUGGAGGGAAUGAUGGGAAGAUAAGGUUAUGGGAUGUGAGCAGUGAAAUAGAGAAGAAACAGAAGAGUCCUGCAAAGCACGCCCACAGGAAAAAAGCAAAAAGAGCAGCGUGCCCCAAGCAGGGUGAGAACUCCAGUGCCACAGCCGCGGAUGAGGAGGGGCCUGCGAGGAUUGUGCCAAAGCUCGACAUUGAGCAUGGAGAAAAAGUGAACUGGCUCUUGAGUACAAAGAUAAAAGGGCACCAAAGCCUCUUAGUGGCUGACCAGACGAGCUGUGUGUCUGUGUACCCCUUAAACGAACUUUAGGCCCAAUAAAGAGCACUGUAGGAACUCUGA